AUUAACCUGGCCCCUCCCCCAUUAACCUGGGCCCCUGGGACAUACCCCCAUUAAUCUGGGACACCCCCCCAUUAACCUGGGCCCCUGGGACAUACCCCAUUAAUCUGGGACACAUCCCUCAUUAGCCUGGGACACCCCCAUUGACUUGGGUCCCUGGGACUGAGCCCCAACUGAAGCCCUCGUAUUGUGGAUACACUGAUCCCUCUAUAUCUCCCCCAUGCUGGAUUCGUCUGGGACACAACUGCUCCUCACACACACUGACCAUGGGGGAUUUCUAUGAUCCAGAAUACCCGACUGAGUCAGGGAUCGAUGAGAUCUCGGCACAGGAGGAAAAUCCGAACUCGCUAGAGGAACCCCCUGCUUACCAACAGCCUUCUUGCCUGGACCUCAACAGUGAAGAAGAGAAUGAGGCCAAAAAUGAAUCCUCUCUGGGUAAAGCAUCAUUCAGCAAGGCCAAUCCCUUCAAGGGGCUCUCUUCAAGCCGUUUUUUACCAAAAGGAACUAAAGCCAAGGUGAACCUUGAGGAACAAGGCCGGCAGAAAGUCUCCUUCAGCUUUAGCCUUACCAAGAAAACAUUUCAAAAUAGGCUACUGGGUUCUAUUGGCAAUGACAAGCAGAAUGAAUCACAAAGCCAGAGCCCAGCAGAACACAUAUCAAAACUUAAAAUGGACCUUAAUGAUUUCACUGAAGAAAUAGAUGAGCAACCCAAACCCAAAGUAGAACUGGGCAAAAUUCAUUUCAAAAAACACCUUUUGAGUGUUACUAAUAAGCUACCAGCACAACCACCCCCUCCUCUACCUCCUACAGCCUCAUUACUAGCACCAACCUCCCCUGUGGCAUCAACCCAAGCAACACCAGUAAUACAACCUUCUUCUCCAGAGCAUGAAGUAGCACCUGCAAUAUUUACAUCGGGUCUAUCAUCGACAAAUGAAAAAUCCCCUUCUGUUGUCCCCUCCGAGACCACACCAACAAAAGGCAUGCAAGUGACUUCUGAUGCAAAGGAAUCGUCCAGAUCAUUGAUUGAUUCAAAACUGGACAAAAAAGAGAACUCUGAGACCCAAAGCAAUCAAAAAGUGUCUGAGGAAUCUGAUUUAUCAUUGCUAACAGAAUCUUCCCAUAUUGGGAAGGAUGAAAAAAGUUCAUGUAGUUCACAAAAAGCUACAUCCAAUCCUAGUCCAGAAAAAUCAAGUUCAAAAUCCAAGUUCCCUCACUCCGAUGGGGUGGUGUUGGGCUCAGAAUCAGACGAGGACUCAAUUCAAACCUCUUCGAGCCUCAAGUCCCAUGACUUAAAAGCGGCUACAAGAGACUCAAAAAGAAGCUCUGUGUCUCUGAGGAGUGAGGAUUCUGGGAAACACUCUUCCUUACGAUCAAGAUGUACAAAGGAUGAGAAAUAUUCUAAUUAUUCCAGGUCAGAUAGAGAUUCAAGAUACACCUCUACACACUCUAGGUCUGAUCGUGACCGAAGGCGAACUAGGUCUCGAUCCAGGUCGCGAUCUAGGUCAAGGUCUGACAGGGGCUCCAAAAGUAGCUCUUCUUAUUCUAGAUCUGAACGUUCACAUUAUUAUGAUUCUGACCGUAGAUUCCAUAGGAGUUCACCUUACAGAACCAGGUAUUCCCGCUCCUAUGCAGACAGCCGAACAAGAGACAGCUCUGAUUCUGAAGAUGAUCAUAGGAGAACCCAUUCCAGAUCUAGUGACUCUAGGCAUCUGUCAUCCUCUCAUUCCUCUUCAUACAGAGAAUCGAGAACUUCAUCAUAUUCUAAAUAUGACAGAGAUUCAAAGGGAGAGCUAUCUUAUGAUUUUGAUCGGAGGGGUAGGGACUCCAAUAGACAUGAAAGGGAUUCAAGGAGAUCUUCAGAAAAAGAAACAACUAGAAAAGCCUCUCCUAAAAAGACUUCCCCUAAAAAAGAAGCAGAAGAAAAAAGAGAUUGGUCACAUUCCAAACCUGAUAACAGUGUGAACUCUAGUUCCAAAUCCAGCUCAAAGCAUGAACAUUCAAACUCUGUGACUAAAACUUCAAAAUGGGAUUUGGAAAAGAAGCCAACCCAUAAUGCCAUUGAGAAAGAGGAGCACAAAAAGGGGAAAGAUGAAGUUCUAUGCUCCUCAAAUGUUUCUGUUAAAAAGACAAGUUUUCCAGAUCACCAGCAAACUUCUCUUUACUCUAAGCACACUGAAAAAUUCUCAUCCACCUCACCAGGUUCAGAGUUCAGAGAAGAGAGAGACAGCAGUCAUCAAUCAUCUAAGAUGUUGCAGGCUGCAUCUGUAUCAAAGUAUGAUGAUGAUGAUGACGAUGAUAAACACCAUAAAAGUCCUUUCCAAGGAGUUUAUAAUCUCUCUCCCAGUGAAACAUGGGAUUUGGUAACACUCAGUACCACAGAAGACUUGGAGCCAGAUGAGCACACUACCAGCUCUGAUAACUGUAAAUCAGAUGUACACGGUAAUGAAUCUGAUGACUCGCAACCCAGUCCGCAUAAAGUCACUAAGAUGCACACUAGAACUAAUAAAGCCAGUGAAGAUUUGCAGGCUUGUAAAAGUGAGUCGCCACUCAAAUUUAAGAUCCGGGAGUUGCAUCCAAGGACCCAUAAAGUUAGUGAUGAUUGGCUGUCAAGAACACACCAAAUGCGUGACGACUCACAUCACAGGACACGUAAAGCAAGUGACGACUUGCAAUCCAGGACCCGCAAAGCUAGUGAUGAUUUGCAUCCUAGACCUUCUAAAAUAAGUGAGGACCUACAACUAAGAAUGCAAAAAGUUGAGGACGACCUGCAGCCUAGAACCAAUGAAGUGAAUGAUGACUCUCAACACAGAUGCCUUAAAAUAAAUGAUGGUGUGCAUCACAAACCCUGUAAAACAAGUGAGGACUUGCAGCUGAGAACCUAUGUCAGUGAGGAUUCAUGGACUAGAACUAAUAGUGUCAAUGAGGACUUACAGCUCAGAUCUCAUAAAGACAGCCACAACUUGCAACCCAGAACCCAUAAAGCCAGUGCACACCCACAAUCGAAAACCCCUAAACUGAAUCAGGAGCCGCAGCCCAGAAACCCUAAAGGGAGUGAGGAGCCGCAGCCCAGAAACCCUAAAGGGAGUGAGGAGCCGCAGCCCAGAACCCCUAAAGGGAGUGAGGAGCCGCAGCCCAGAACCCCUAAAGGGAGUGAGGAGCCGCAGCCCAGAACCCCUAAAGGGAGUGAGGAGCCUCAGCCCAGAACCCCUAAAGGGAGUGAGGAGCCGCAGCCCAGAACCCCUAAAGGGAUUGAGGAGCCGCAGCCCAGAACCCCUAAAGGGAGUGAGGAGCCGCAGCCCAGAACCCCUAAAGGGAGUGAGGAGCCGCAGCCCAGAACCCCUAAAGUAAGUGAGGACCCACAGCCCAGAACCCCUAAAGUAAGUGAGGACCCACAGCCCAGAACCCCUAAAGAAACUGACAAAUCUGUUAAAGUGACUGAUGACCUGCAACAUAGUUCACCUAAUGUGGCUAAGGACGUGAGUGAGAACACACACCCAGAAAUCCUUAAAGAGGGCAUAGACCUACAACCCAGAACUUCUAAAGAAAAUGAUGGUUCUCAAACCUGGACCCACAAAGACAGCAGCAAUUUACAUACUAAAACCCAUGCAGUUACAGACUACUCACACACUAGAGAUUUUACCGUCACUGAUGGCUCCCAGGCCAAAACUCGCAUUGGUACUGAUGAUUCUGAACCCAGCACCAAUAAAGGUUUUGAAAGAAAUCAGCCUGAUAGCGUUGGUGUCCAGGUUCCAUGUGAAGAAUCAGUCAUUCCUCAUGAUUCAAAUGAAAUUAAAGCUUCUAUUUCUGUAGUAGAACAACCAGAGAUAUCACUAGUAAAAUGUGAAGACAUUGAAGUAAUUCUAAACAGAUGCCCUCCAAGAACUUUAGAAACAGAUGCAUCUGAAACCCUCAAAGAUAAAUAUUUGGAGCAUGUUCCUAAACAUGAAAGUUGCAGUGCAAUAACUGAAAGCCAAAGUGAAUUGGCCUCAGUUACAAUUGAAAAUCCUGUCAAAGAAAAGCAAAUUGAAUUUGAGACAGGCCAGAAAGGAGCAGCUGAAGUUCUGCUUAAGAAAUCCUCAUGUUCGAGUGAAGACCUUCAAAGCCAAGUAACAUGUCUCCCACCAGAGGUAAUUUCUAUAUCGCAGGAAACCACAAUUUCAGUGGCAAUACAAAUUAGUGAAAAUAAGGAUGUGGUUCAUGACCGUGAUACACAAUGCAAUGUAUCCAUUGAUUAUUCGCAAUGUAGACCUACACCACACAUUCCUGGCAAAGAAAGUCUAGAUGAAGCUACUUCUAUAGUGAUCCAGGCUACUGAAAAGAAAAGUAUCCACAAUCUUGAAGGUAUCGUCCAGCAUAGUAAAGCCAUAGAUGAAGAAGCAACAUUUGACAAGGAGGAGCUCAUUCAAUCGGAGCUGGAUCUUGAAAGCUGCAACCAUAAGACCCAACUUGACCCAACAGAAUUACUUGCCACCAAACACACAGAUUGUAUCGGUGCUAUCAAUGAUUAUUACUCCGACUCAGAAGAAAGUGAAAGUGACACAGAGGACACCGAUUCAGAUGAUAGCAGCCUGCCCAGAAAUCGUUUACAAUCUGUUGUUGUGAUCCCCCAAAAUUCCACCUUUACAAAUGAAGAACCUUGUCUGUCUCCUUACCAGAGCCAGCAUGAAAGUCAAACCCUCUCUGACAGCUGUGAAACUGGCGUAGCACAACCAAAACCUAUUUCCGUUAAGGUUCAGCAGAACUGGGCGUUACAAAAAAGAUGCAGUCCUCCAGCUAAGACAUUAGUUGAGACUGUAGACGUUAAUCCAUCGGAGACGCUUAGGGAAUCAGUCUCUCCGCAGCAACAAAGUGUUGGUGUUGUAAGUACCAGCCAGGCUGAAGCUACUGCACAUAUAAGUAGUUGGCAAAUCCCCACAAAAUGUAAAGCAGAACGAGAGACUCCAACAUCAACAAACAGAAUUGAACCUCAAAAAGAGAAUGAAAAAGCAGAACCAAUCCAGCCUUCUACCUUUCAUCAUUCAUACCAGCAGUCACCUUCAAGUUCUGCUAAGAAACCAGACAUAGUACAGGAAAGAGUACAUAAUGAGCCUCCUAAAAGGACUGGAGAUUUCUCAAGAAGUGAUGGUUUCCAGUCAGCAGAAGACUUAUCUGGGCUUGGCUGGGACUUCUCCCAGUCUGAGAAACCUAGUAGUACAUACCAGCAACCUGACAGCAGCUACCUUUACACAGAUUAUCAUUACCAGCAAGCCUUCGGUGGCUCUCACGUUUACAAGAAAGACGAUGGUUAUUGGAAUCCUAGAGUUUAUGAUAAAGGUGCUCAAGUAAUGUACAGCAAACCUCAUGGCCCUACUCCAGACUCUGUAACACAUUGUUACGAUGAAGAUGACGAUGAUUUUAACUGGGAUACUGACCAUGGACAAGCCUUUCUAGUCCAGUCAGAGGUGCCCUAUAAUGAAUCUGGCUCAGUGCAAGCUCACGAAAUCAGCAGCAACUCAUCAAAGACGAUGGCAGUUACUCCUAAAGUAAUCCCAGAACAGCCAGCAAAGGCAACGGACAGGUCCGACAGGGAACGAGGGCCUCCAAAAAAAAGAAGGCAAGAACUAGAGAAUGAUUUGGAAAGCGAUUUGGAGGCUCUGGAGAAGAAGCAGAAAAUGGAGGGUAUCUCCACACCAUCAAAACAAGAUGGCGGGAGCUACUUGUGCAGCAUGAAUGAUUUUCGGGACUCUCAGUACUGGAAGGAUUCUUCCAGGCAGGGUAAAAUGCCCCCCUUCUUUGACCUGAUCGAGGAAAAUGUAUACUUAACAGAAAGGAAAAAGAAUAAAAGCCACAGGGACAUAAAGAGGAUGCAAUGUGAAUGCCCUGUCCUCUCCAAAGAGGAGCGAGCCCAGGGGGAGGUGGCUUGCGGAGAGGACUGUCUGAAUCGGCUACUAAUGAUAGAAUGCUCAUCGAGGUGCCCAAAUGGGGAGUACUGCUCUAACAGGAGCUUCCAGAAAAAACAGCAUGCUGGAGUGGAAGCUAUCCUAACUGAGAAGAAGGGCUGGGGUCUCCGAGCUGCUAAAGACCUCAAACCGAACACCUUUGUUCUGGAGUAUUGCGGGGAGGUCUUGGACCAUAAGGAGUUCAAAUCCCGAGUGAAGGAGUAUGCCCGCAGCAAGAACAUCCAUUAUUAUUUUAUGGCUCUGAAGAAUGAUGAGAUCAUUGAUGCAACUCAAAAAGGGAACUGCUCUCGUUUUAUGAACCACAGCUGUGACCCCAACUGUGAGACACAGAAGUGGACAGUGAAUGGACAGGUCCGAGUUGGUUUUUUUACUACGCGAUUAGUGCCUGCCGGGGCUGAGCUGACGUUUGACUAUCAAUUCCAGAGAUAUGGCAAAGAGGCCCAGAAGUGUUAUUGUGGUGCCCCCAACUGCAGGGGCAUUCUGGGAGGAGAAAACCGGGUCAGUGUUAGAGCGGCCGGAGGGAAGAUGAAAAAGGAGCGGGCACGCAAGAAGGAUAUGGUUGAUGGGGAGCUGGAGGCCCUGCUGGGAAAUGGGGAAGGUCUCUCAGACAAAAAUCAAGUGCUCAGCUUAUCUCGGCUAAUGGUCAGGAUUGAGACCAUAGAACAAAAACUGACCUGUCUUCGAUUAUUAAAGAACACCCAGUCGCAGUCCUGCCUGAAAUGGUUCCUUGAUUGCCACGGCUUGUCUGUCCUGUGGAUCUGGAUGGCAGAGUUGGGAGACAGCCGGGGCAACACCAAUAACAACAUUAAGCUGCAGCUAGAGCUCAUCAAAACCUUGGAAAUGCUGCCUAUUCCUAAUAAAAAUAUGCUGGAGGAGAGCAAAAUUCUUCCGAUCAUUCAGCGUUGGUCCCAGAUAAAGACUGCAAUCCCUCAGUUGAGUGAAGGAGAUGGAUACUCGAGUGAAAAUACUUCCCGCGCGCACACACCUCUCAAUACACCAUCGAACUCCUCAGAACCAGCGGCCAAACUGAGCAUUGAGAUGGAAGGAGAAACUCCCAAAAAGCUUGUGCUCCGCAGGCUUAAAAUUAUAAGUGAGAACAGCAUGGACAGCGCCAACUCUGAUGCGGCCAGCGAAAUAGAAGUGAAGGACGUGCCGGAGAAAACUGAAGGGCCAUCCACGGUUGAACUGAAAGAUGCUCCCUCGGCCAAACAGGAAGAGAUUAAAGAGGAGUUUAAAACAGAAGGUGGGGCACCUACUACAAUGAAAGAGGAUCCAGCAGCCACUGAAGAACAGAAACCAGUAAUUAAAACUGAGGGAGACCCAGGGCCAGAUACAUGCAAAUCAGAGACCCAGGAUGCGGAGAAGAAAGAAGGCAACGGAGGGAAGGUGGAUGAGACCUCUGCUGUGGAAACCCCAUCGCAAGAUGAAGAGGAAGGGCUAUCUGAUGUGGAGAGUGAGAGGAGCCAGGAGCCUGCAGACAAGAUUCUGGAUAUGAGUGAUCUGGCUACCAAGCUUCUAGACUGCUGGAAAGAUCUGAAGGAGGUGUAUCGCAUUCCAAAGAAAAUUCAAGUGGAGAAGGAGAACCAUGAUCGCUGGAGAGACUCAUCAGGCUCCACUUACACAACUCCAACCCACAAGAGUAGAGAGCGAGAUCUGGACCGGCAGAGCCAGAGGAAGCGCAAGCAAUCGCCAUCUCCACCAGCAUUUUAUGGUUCCAAGCGGGUAGAAGACAGUAGGUAUGACACCCCGACAUCCUCCAAGAAGAAGGGGCGGCUGCAGGACCGUAACAAGCUGAGCACGGAAGAGCGCAGGAAGUUGUUUGAACAGGAAGUGGCUCAGAAAGAGGCUCAAAAGCAACAGCAGCAGAUGCAAAACAUGGGCAUUGCUUCCCCCAUGCCUUAUGAGUCUAUUCCCUAUGGUGCACAUCCUCCUCCUCCUCCUCCAUUCAUUGCUUAUCCCCAGGGGUACCCUUUGCAGCCUUUUCUAGAUCCCACAAAUCCGAAUGCUGGCAAAGUGCUAUUGCCAACUCCACCCCUGGACGCUAUGCCAUCUCCAAACAACUUUGACCCUUCGCAGGGGAUGCUGGUUAAUCCUGGUCUGAUGCCUCCCCAACCGGUUUCUGUGGUGCAACAUGCAGCAACCCCCAUGGACGUUCCUACACAGCAGUAUGUCCCCCAGGGAGAAACCAUGGUCCCUCAGGAAACAAAUGUGGCUGUUCUUCCAGUGCCUGCACCUACCCCUGUGCCCUCUCAGAGCUAUGGAGUUUGGGACCCCAAUCAGCAGGCAGUGACAUUGCAACAAUCCCAAUAUCCACCUGCACCUUCACAGGCAGCUAUUUAUUACCAAGGUCAGACUUGCCAGCCAAUGUAUGGUGUGCCAGCAGCCUAUGCACAGCCUCCCCCACCCGUUCUACCGACCUACACACAAGCAGGCUUGUCAUACCUCACAGGCCAGCAGAUCUAUGCCCCUCACCCACCUGGCAUGGUAUUGCAGCAGGGUCCUGCAGUGACUACCAUUGUGGCUCCCGGACAACCUCCAGCAAUGCAGCAGCCCGAGAUGGGGAUGGCACCAAGCAAUGUGAUGGAUCUUCCUCCUCCAUCACCCCCCAAGCCCAAAACCAUUGUUCUCCCUCCUGGCUGGAAGACUGCCCGGGAUCCUGAGGGCAAAAUCUAUUAUUACCAUGUAAUAACAAGACAAACCCAGUGGGACCCGCCUGCUUGGGACAGCCCAGGGGAUGAUAUAGCCGGCUUAGAACAUGAAGCAGAAAUGGAUCUAGGAACCCCGACUUAUGAUGAGAAUCCAAUGAAGGCGUCUAAGAAAACCAAAACAGCAGAAGCAGAUACAUCCAGUGAGCUGGCGAAGAAGAGCAAAGAAGUAUUCAGAAAGGAUAUGUCCCAGUUCAUCGUACAGUGUCUGAACCCCUACAGGAAGCCUGACUGUAAGAUGGGAAGAAUAAACAACACCGAGGACUUUAAGCAUCUAGCACGCAAGCUGACUCACGGGGUCAUGAACAAGGAGCUGAAAUACUGUAAGAACCCAGAGGACCUGGACUGUAAUGAGAACGUCAAACACAAAACCAAGGAGUACAUCAAGAAGUAUAUGCACAAGUUUGGUUCUGUUUAUAAACCCAAGGAGGAUAUUGACAUUGAGUAGCUCCCUCCCCCCCAUAUGAACUGAUCGGUCUCUGUAGAGGGGGGGCAGUUCUUAUUUUUACAGUGUAAAAUAUUCAGAGUAAGCCGCGGAUUCCUGUUGGUGCACUGCUUUUUUUUUCACGGUCCUUAAACUCGUGAAUUUUUUUUUUUUAAAUAUUUUUUACUACAAUUUGCAGCUCCCCCCACCACACUGGAGCUGCUGGGAUUUGGACAGUGCUAACUACUGGCAACUGCAGACUUCUCAUCUCUACAUGGGGUCGCUGAUGAUACCGGAACCACUCUUUCCUCUGUGUCCCCCCCAGUUCCUGACUGUACAGCGCAAUAAAUUGUGGGCAUCAUUUUUUUUUUUUAAUUUUUGUUUCUCCUUUUUGAGAAGCUGUAUUAUAUUUUAACAUAUGUGAAUAGGAUGAUCUAUAUAAAUAUAUAUAAAUUACAAUCGAUCAUGUACUCACAGAGAACUCUGCCUGAGGAGUGCGGUUAUCUGCAAGGAGUAACCAUGUAAAUAGGAUAAUGCCGACAGCUCGUUGUGGCUUUUUUUUUUUUUUUUUUAUUUCGUCUCGACUCGCGCUACGUUUUUUUCCCCGGCAGUUUGUGCAUCGUUCAUUAAUUUUACUGCCUAUAUCAUUUUACGUACGAAUUUUUACUGAAUUUUUUUAUGUAUAAAAGGAAAAAAAAAAGAGAAUAAAAUGAAUUUGCCUACAA
Messenger RNA from Xenopus laevis (African clawed frog), 9790 nucleotides. RefSeq names its product SET domain containing 2 S homeolog (gene setd2.S). The record is from RefSeq and is a predicted model, not a curated record. The transcript has 22 exons. Bases 264 to 9089 code for a protein of 2941 amino acids. Lineage: Eukaryota; Metazoa; Chordata; Amphibia; Anura; Pipidae.